Messenger RNA from Bacillus rossius redtenbacheri, 1922 nucleotides. Its product is annotated as kelch-like protein 10. Gene Ontology annotation, molecular function: protein binding. Lineage: Eukaryota; Metazoa; Arthropoda; Insecta; Phasmatodea; Bacillidae. Bases 75 to 1922 code for a protein of 615 amino acids. The transcript is spliced from 9 exons. The record is from RefSeq and is a predicted model, not a curated record.
GCGACCUCCAUGGCGGGUAAACAAACAGUCAGCAGGGGUCCGGGGGAGAACUGCGCUGAUCCACGCACCACGCCAUGUCCAGCCCGAGCCGCCGGCGCACCGCGAAGAAGGCGAUCCUGGGGCGCCGCUGCUUCUGCCGGGGCUCCGGCUCCGGCGACCAGGCCGGCGUCCACCGCUUCCCGCCCGCGUGGCGCGAGCUGUGGCUCAGCGGCGAGCUGGCGGACGCCACGCUAGCCAGCAGCGACGGCGCCAAGUUCCGCGUGCACCGCGUCAUCCUGUCGGCCGUCAGCCCCUACUUCCGCCUCGUCUUCACCAACACCAUCGACGGGAAGCAGAGUCUGGACCGCGAGAAGUCCGUCGACCUGCCGGGCCGACUGCUGGAGAUCCUGCUGGAGCACGCGUACACGGGCGCGUGCCGCGUGGCCGCUGACAACGUGCAGGAGCUGCUGCCCGCCGCCGACCGCUACAGCUUCGGCGAGGUGGUGCAGCGCUGCUGCCACUUCCUGCUGCGCGAGCUCACGCCCGCCAACUGCCUGGGCGUGCUGCGGUUCGCGCGCCACUACUUCUGCCGCAACCUGGAGCAGACCGGCGACAGGUUCGUGAAGGUGAACUUCAAGCGCAUAGCCGAGGAGAGCUCCGAGUGGUGCGAGAUGCAGGUGGAAGAACUGGAGCGCCUGCUGAGCGACGACGAGCUCAACGUCGCCGACGAGGCGGUGGUGUUCCGCGCCGUCACGCGCUGGGUGGACGCCGACCCGGAGUCGCGCGCGCCCUUGCUGCCGCGCCUCUUGCUGUGCGUGCGCUACGGCUUCUUCGACCUGGACUCUUUCACCGAGAUUGUGCUCCGGUGCAAGUACGUCGAGCAGAGCCCGGACCUGCAACGCCUCGUGGAGGAGCCGACGGUCUUCCUGACGCAGAUGGCGACCAGCAACGCCACGGAGCUCGAUCUAAAGCCGCACUUCUGCAGGCCGCGCAUCCCGUACGAGGUGCUGUUCGCCGUUGGCGGCUGGAGCUCCGGCAGCCCCACCAACUUCAUCGAGACCUACGACCCGAGAUCGCAGCGCUGGUUCCUGUCGCAGCACACGGACAGCCUGCCACGCUCCUACCACGGCAUGUGCGCGCUCGAAAACCUCAUCUACGUGGUGGGCGGUUUCGAUGGCCACGAGCACUUCAACUCGGUGCGCUGCUUCAACCCGGCCACCUCCGAGUGGCAGGAGCGCGCCUGCAUGUACAACGCGCGCUGCUACGUCAGCGUCUGCGCGCUAGACGGGCUUGUCUACGCCCUGGGCGGCUACAACGGGCGCAUGCGCCUCAGCUCGUGCGAGAGGUACUACCCGCAGUACAACCAGUGGCAGAUGAUCCCUCCCAUGCACAGGCAGCGCUCCGACGCCAGCGCCGCCGUGCUCGGCGGCAAGAUCUACAUCGCGGGCGGCUUCAACGGCACCGAGGUGCUGUCGUCGGCGGAGAUGUUCGACCCGGUGAGCAUGCAGUGGACGCUCAUCGCGGCGCUGAGCCAACCCCGCUCGGGCAUCAGCGUCAUCGCGUACGAGGACCGCCUGUACGCCAUGGGCGGCUUCGACGGCGUCACCCGCCUCAACUCCGUGGAGUGCCUGACGCCGUCGCUGCAGUUCCCCGCCUGGCACGAGAUCACGCCCAUGAUCACGCCGCGCAGCAACUUCGCCUGCGCGGUGCUCGAGGACGCCAUCUUCGUCGUCGGCGGGUUCAACGGCACGACGACGGUGCCGCACGUGGAGAGCUUCGACUCGAGGGGCGGCCAGUGGCGGCCGCGCGCGCCCAUGAACCUCAACCGCAGCGCGCUGACGGCGUGCGUGCUGAGCGGGCUGCCCAACUGCAGGGAGUUCUCGUACCUGUCCAAGGUGUCGCAGCUGGGGCAGGGCUGCUCCUGCGACCAGCCGUCCGCCUGA